Hemiscyllium ocellatum (epaulette shark) is the source of this 1648-nucleotide messenger RNA. It is a transcript of the gene faxcb, whose product is annotated as failed axon connections homolog, metaxin like GST domain containing b. The coding region runs from base 177 to 1403 and encodes 408 amino acids. The transcript has 6 exons. Gene Ontology annotation, cellular component: cytoplasm. The record is from RefSeq and is a predicted model, not a curated record. Lineage: Eukaryota; Metazoa; Chordata; Chondrichthyes; Orectolobiformes; Hemiscylliidae.
GAGAGGGAGCAAAAUGUUGCGUGUUUUGCACAGAUACAUGAACGGCGUUCGCAUGUUCGCUUCUCCUGCAACGUACAUCGGCACAACAUCAUUACGGUUCCCUGAUCAUCUGCAAUAGUUCCAUAUUUAAGGAGAAAGAGCAGACAUUCGGGGACGAUCCAGCUGAACAUCGAAGAAUGUACUGGGGUGUUGGUUUUGCAUCGUCCAGAUCAUGCGUGGUUGAUCUGAGCAGGAAUCAAAGCUUUUCUCUGGGACUUUGCGGUUCUGACGAUCACUAUUCCUUUUAUGGAUACAUAAUCACUUUUCCUUUGCAGGAUUACUGUAACAUCAUGUCAGGGCUGGGAGCAGAAUCAUGGUGGAAGAAAACGCUGUGCCUGACCGGUGGAGCCCUGCUAGCAGCUGCUGCAUACCUCUUACAUGAACUGCUAGCAAUCAGAAAGGAACAAAAACUUGAUUCAAAAGAUGCAAUUAUUCUGCAUCAGUUCUCACGACCUGAGUGUGAGGUACCUAGUCUGUCUCCUUUUUGCUUGAAGAUGGAAACGUAUCUUCGAAUGGCAGACUUGCCAUACCAGAAUUACUUUGAUGGCAAACUCUCUCCUCAAGGAAAGAUGCCAUGGAUUGAAUAUAAUCAUCAAAAGGUAUCAGGGACAGAGUUCAUUAUUGACUUUCUUCAAGAAAAACUGGGAGUUAAUCUAAAUAAACAUCUGGAUUCCAGGGAAAGAGCUGUCUCAAGGGCCAUUACAAAAAUGAUGGAAGAACACUUCUAUUGGGCCAUAGUAUACUGUCAGUGGAUUGACAACCUCCAUGAGACCAGAAAAAUACUGUCUGUCUCAGGUCCAUUCAGUGGUUUCCUGAAAUGGAUACUGUGUCACCUAACAAGAGGAAUAGUUAAACGGGAAAUGUACGGUCAAGGUAUUGGUCGCUUUUCAAAGGAAGAAAUAUAUACCUUAAUGGAGAAGGAUAUGCGAUCACUUUCUGUGAUUUUGGGUGAUAAAAAGUACAUUAUGGGCCCAAGGCCUUCCACAGUGGAUGCUGCUGUGUUUGGGCAGUUGGCUCAGGCUAUGUGGACACUGCCAGGAACCAGGCCAGAAAGACUGAUCAAAGACGAACUAGUUAACCUUGCCAUGUACUGUGAGAGGAUUAAAAGGAAGUUCUGGCCUGAAUGGAUUGAAGAGAGUGAUGAUGCUUCAUAUGACAAUGAAGAUCUGUCUAGUGAAGACAGUUUGACUCCCACACCAUUACAAGACUUCAGCUUAUAUUCUCGCACAGAAACUUUUGAUGAAGAAGUAACUGAGAACAGUGUCUCCUAUUCCCAAACUCCGGACACUGAUUAUACCGGCCAUUCACUUUUUGAUUCAGAUGUUGAGAUGGAAGAGUACACAGACAAUGAGUUGGGUAAAUGAAGCAGAGUGAAAAAAAAACCUUCUAGGUUGAAGAAAAAUACAUUAUUGCAAAUUUUGCACCUUUCACAGUUAGUCUUGAGAUCACUAGGAAUCCGUCAGUACAGGUAUUGUUAUUUGGACCAAUGUGAUAAUAUCGCCAUGCCAGUUAGAAUCACAGAAAAACUCCUUUACACUUCUAUCAAGUGUGUAGUAAUUAACUGAACAAUAUGCUUAAAUAAAGCCAAUAGAACAGCACAUUUAGUCAU